Molecule: messenger RNA, 3463 nt
Organism: Mucor mucedo
Lineage: Eukaryota; Fungi; Mucoromycota; Mucoromycetes; Mucorales; Mucoraceae
Exons: 11
Coding region: 8-3211 (1067 amino acids)
Source: RefSeq, a predicted model, not a curated record
UAAAAUCAUGGAAGACUGUUUCGAUUUUUCUGAUUAUCCCUACUGCAUUAGCUUUUAUAUUGACGAGGAGUUUGUGUUUAUUAAUAGCUUCAAUAGCGGAAGCACCAUCGGAAAACAAAAAGUAAUAUAUGAAAAAGAAGAAUUUUGCAGGGCCUCUCUAUUAUACGAUGCAGCUACGGGCAAAAUUUUGGGUGAAGAAGAUACUGCAUACAAUCAAAGACCUUUGGAAGAGAAUGACACAAUAAUCUAUGUUGAGAACAUAUUUAUGGAAUUAAAUGACAUCUAUCUCAGAAGAAAAUCAGAAUCUUACAAAGACAACUUACACGACAGCACAGUUUUACAUGCACCGGUGAUGUUUUUGAGAAGAGCCGGUAGUCGCUUCCGGACAAAAUUUGGAAUUACGGGUCUUUGGAAUUCCAGUUAUCAUUACGUCUUCAAUAUGCCUACACACUGGGAUCCCACAAUAAAAGAUGAACUAAUAUGGACCCUUUUUGUUCGCGCCGAGCUGGUGAAGGAAGAUGAUCAUCGCAGUAGAAUAGUAUAUCACGAUCAAGUAGACAUAAAAAAUGGCUCCUAUGUCAUGUAUGGAUUGAAAUUCUUGGACAACAACUUAAUAAUCACCAUGGAUUUGAUUUCAGUUAAUAACUCUUCCAAAAUUAUAUUGGAAGAUGAAUCAUAUAUAAGAUUACUGCAGUCGAUAUAUUUUACCGUACCGCUCAAAUACGAAACAAGUAAUGGUAUAGAGGCAUGUCUCAAAGCAAGAGGUAUUAUUGCCGAUUCAAACUUGAUUCAGCAAUUAAAUGAACGGGUCGAAGAAUUCAGCACACUACAGUGCUUCGUUCGCGUCCCAGAAGAGUAUACAUAUAAACCGUUUUCCGCUAUCGAAGCAGAAAAUUUAGGGUUACUUGAAGAUCAAGUCAUUAGCAUACAAUCAAUAACCAUGCAAGAGGUCCUAAUAGAAGUACUUGAUGAUAUCAAACUGGCUAUUAUGGAAAAAAUGAAUAUUUUUUCUAAUUACGGACAUUUCUUGCGUUGGGAAACUAUUAUAGCCCUUCAUCAUACAGGGCAUUCUGAAAAAUCCUGCUGGAACCAUUUUAUUCUGUUUUAUUCAUUGCGACAAUGGCUAAUAGAUUAUGGGACACAACGAUUUAAUCAUGUACCUUUGGUUGUUAACAAGACCUUAAAUUGUUUUGUUACUUUGGAAACAAACAAGCUGUCAGAAUGUAACAACAGUCAAACAACUGAAGUAGUUAAGUCAUGUACUAUCCAACAGGACCCUUUGAUCCUAUCAGAUUUAGCAGAACAAAGGAACGACAUUAUUUGCCCACCCGUAUUUUUGGACUGGAAACUGGACUAUGCUAUAAACAUAGAUAUCUCUAGUGAACGGACUGCAUUUAUAUGCUCACUUCUGGGCGAUCAGAAUCGCGUUAAAGAAUCUACUGAUUAUUUAACAUGCGAAAUUCCAAGUUUGAUGCAAUAUUUUGUGCAGCCCGAAAUUUACCAAAGAGGUUUGCUUAAAAUACCUACAAGAAUAAAGUCUUUAGUAGACGUCUAUUUUGGAGAUGCUGUAAAGAAUUAUUCAACAGAACAAGAUUUUUAUUCAGAAGUUAAAGCUGGUAUUAAGAAACUUCUUACCGAGUGUCCUUUCGACAAGUUCUUUUUCGGGAAAGGGAGAAAUUCCAGCGUAGUAGAUACCAAUUUUUUGACUCUUAGCAGACCUGGAUAUAGGCUUUGUUUUGUAUAUAUUUAUGUGGCUUAUGUCAACAAGUUGAUAUCAGUCCUUAUGGACAAACGCUUUGGAGAUAAUUGGAAAGAAAAGAAUGUUGGAUAUCUAUUAUAUAUUGAUCCAGCAGUAGACAAAAAAUGUAUUCAAUUUGAUAUAGUUAAAUUUAUAUUUGAAAGAAGUUGUAUAAUCAAUGAGGGAGACACAAACAAAAUAGGAUUGACACAGUGGAGUACUGGUGAUGUCUUGACAAUAAUUCACAAGAAAUUGAAUAUUUCAUUCCCCGUCAAAUCAUUCUUUUCUUUGGUUUCUAUUUGCCAAACGGAAAUCUUCAUCCACUUGCGUCAGGUUGUAACACAUUCUAAGGCUGCGAAUGCAUCUACAAUUGCUGUUAGGAGAGAUCACAUUUCUGUUGAAAACACAAACAAGGCUUUGUGUAAAAAUAUAUGGCACCGAAUCAUGUCAAGCCAAACAGUAAAGUUCUGUGAUUUACACCAAAACAAUAAAGGUGAUAAUCUUGGGUCCUUACGCACGUUCAAAACUGUUAUAAAAAACAUUAGCCAUCACGUCUCGGAAAUAUUUUCUAACAGCGGAAAAUGCUUAAACAUGGACAAGGAAAUUAGUGUCAGUAUCAGCAAUACAUGUAAUUGCUAUUUUCACUUGACUCUUCGUAUGAUCAUUGACUUUGGAAUGAAGCCGGUAAUACGAAACAUCACAGAUAGGUUGAAAGGAUUUCUGAUUACUAGUCUUUCACAUUACGACAUGGCGAAUAUUCUUAUCACAGGAAAUGCAUUUAAGCUCACAUGCAACACACCACUUUUCACAGUAUAUAUAGCUUUGUUACGCAAAGCGUUCGAUUGCAAUAAAUGGCGUAUCGUUUCCAUUUUGAAAGAGGAUCUAAAACAAUUCAUGCUGCCAAUUAUAGAUCAAAAACCAUAUUUGUGUAAUAUUUUUACGGAACAGGUUUUCAAAUAUACAUACGCAUUAUACAUCAUAUCGGUUGUUAAAUACGGACAACUGUACCCUGGAGAUUCGUCUGGCGCCUACAUACAUACUGAAGAAAAUGGUACUGUUUAUGGUAAUGGUUUAAACAUGGCUUUGGUGGUUGUUAAAAGGGGCGAUAUUGUCGAUGAGUCAUUGCAUAAAUCAAAGUUUUGUAUUGCAUUUAAACAUACGAACGAUUAUAUACCAACAAGUUCUUAUAAGGCAACUUUGGGCUUAGUCAGAUUAUUGUCCAUGGAAGACUUUGAUCUGCACAGUUUUAUCGCAAUAGAUGCUAUGCUUUUCCAUGAAGUAGGAUCUUUUGACAUUGACUGCGAAAAGAAAGCCUACUCCUCCUCUUUUGAAUUAAAAGUAGAAACUAACAAUGCGUCAUCGACUAUAGAGCUCAAGCUCUGCUUACCAGACAUAAAUAAUGAAGAACUCUCUGCUGAGAUUGAUUGUCAGGUCAUUAACAUUUGCGAACAAUUAGCGUUAUUUUACGCCUAAAUAAUUAUCAUUUCAACCCAUAACCUUUUUACUUGAAAUCUGCGCACAAAAAGCACAGUGUUCCUCCCUCGUCGGCCUAAUAUUUCAGGAACUCAUUCCUUAAAUUGUGCUCCAUUGUUCCUCGUAGUUGAAGAGUAAUAUCCCACUAAAGAAUGCUAAUAAAAGACAACGUGUUUUAUUUUAUGCAAAAUUUAAUUCCAAGCUCAAAAACAACUACGGCUGAUUUUUUAAAACGUUCUUUUAUUAGGUGAG